This is a messenger RNA of Ostertagia ostertagi, 513 nucleotides long. NCBI's taxonomy places the organism in Eukaryota, Metazoa, Nematoda, Chromadorea, Rhabditida, Trichostrongylidae. The record is from the annotation of a GenBank genome assembly.
AUGAUUAUUAACAUUCCGUUGAAGGUUGCCCCUUCAUCAACAUGGCAGGAAGCAAGGCAGGGCAUCGCGGAGAAAACUGCACAUCCAUUCGACUGGACUUUCACUUCAAAGUAUGCAGGAACUGUGGAGUCCACCGAUUUAACCAUCGAUAUGGAGCGCUUGAAACGACAAGAACCUAUAGGAUUUUAUUCACAAAUAACGCUAUAUGAGGAUGAGUUAGCGGACCAUGGCACCGCGCAGCUGUCAGUAAGACUUCGUGUUAUGCCGGGUUUCUUCUUCGCUUUGAUGCGGUUUUAUCUACGAAUUGACAGAGUGCUUGUUCGUGUUUGCGACACACGUUUAGUUGGUGACAAUGACGAGAACUUUUUCAUCAGAGAGUGGAGUCUCAGAGAGGCUAAAGUGGCUGAUCUCGAACACCUUCCACCUGAGGUGCUUCUCGAUGGAAACCAAGUAUGGGCCUCUUUACCUAUUAUCGAGCUGAAAAAUGAGAAGAUAACUCCGAUGUCCGCGUAG